This is a messenger RNA of Arachis duranensis, 858 nucleotides long. RefSeq lists its product as uncharacterized. NCBI's taxonomy places the organism in Eukaryota, Viridiplantae, Streptophyta, Magnoliopsida, Fabales, Fabaceae. The record is from RefSeq and is a predicted model, not a curated record. Bases 1 to 858 code for a protein of 285 amino acids. The transcript is spliced from 3 exons.
AUGGCGAAUCUUGCAAACAUCAUGGGGACUACCGCUACUGCGAUUCUGCAAGCUUUACAGAGGUUAAGCCAACUGGCCAGAAAUCGGAACGGAAAUAGUGAAGGAAAUGCGAAUGAGAAUGCGGAAGGAAAUGGAGAUAACACGGGAGGUGCUCCGAUGACCUUGGCGACCAUUCUCAAGGUUCAUCCUCUGAUUUUUCGAGGUUCAACUAAUCCCAUGAAAGCAGAUAAUUGGUUCAAAGCUAUAGAACGCGCACUGCAAGUGCAACAUGUUCUGCGUAACCAAUACAUAGAGUUUGCUGCUUACCAACUUCGGGAAGAGGCCCAGCAUUGGUGGCCGGCAGAAUGCCGCUUGCAACGGCUCCAGAAUGAAGAUGUUCCUUGGGAUGUAUUUCAAACGGCCUUCUACAAGAAGUACUUCCCUGAGUCUGCAAGGGAAGCGAAGGAGAUCGAACUGAUGCAGCUGAAGCAAGGUUUUUUGUCUGUGGCAGAUUAUACCAGCAAAUUUGAGGAACUUUGUAGGUUCUCUAGGGUAGUGUAUCACGUAUCAAAGGGUUUGAAGUACGACAUCAUGACUGCUAUGGCUCCUAUAGAGAUUCAUAUUUUCUCUGAUUUGGUGAACAAGAGUGUGGUGGCUUAUGCAUUGUGUCAGCUGGGACCGCAUGAGGUGAACUAUUCAACUCAUGAUCUGGAAUUAGCGGCAAUUGUGUUUGCACCGGAAAUUUGGAGGCACCACCUGUGCGGAGUGAGGUUUAGCGUCUUUUCUAAUCAUAAGAGUCUCAAGUAUGUCUUUGAUCGGAAAGAGCUUAAAAAUGCGUUGGAGAAGACAGAUGGAGUUGCUAAAGGAUUAAGAUUUUGA